AUGUCCGUGCUCGGAAUCGACAUCGGAAAUGACAACUCCGUGGUGGCGGCGAUCAACAAGGGAGCCAUCAACAUCGUGCGGAACGAUGUGUCGGAGCGGCUGACGCCCACGAUGGUGGCGUUCACGGAGAAGGAGAGGCUGAUCGGAGACAACGCGCUGGCCAAGGUGAAGUCGAAUUUCAGGAACACCUGCAGGAAUAUAAAGAACCUCAUUGGGAAGCUGGCGGAGCAGGCAGAUGAAGACGACAUCGAGGUGAGCGAGUCGUUUGGGAAUCUAGUCCCCUGCGAGCAUAACUACCUGGGCUACCAGGUAGAGUAUAAGAAGGAGAAGGUUGACAUAAGUGUCGUGCGGGUGCUCUCAGCUCUGCUUUUCUCCCUAAUCAAGUUAGCAGAAAAGUACAUAGGGAAGGAAUGCAACGAGAUUGUGUUGUCUUACCCACCUACCUUUACGAACAGCCAGAAGGAGUGCCUCAUCGCAGCCACAAAAAUUAUUAACGUCAAUGCGUUGAGGAUCAUCAGUGACAACACAGCCGUUGCUUUAGAUUAUGGGAUGUACCGAAUGAAAGAAUUUAAGGAGGACGUCGGGUCGGUGGUGGUGUUUGUAAACAUAGGUUACGCGAACACAUGUGUGUGUGUGGCUCGGUUUUUCUCCAACAAAUGUGAAAUUCUGAGUGACGUGGCGGACACCAACCUGGGAGGAAGGAACAUAGAUAAUGAGCUGAUCAAAUAUAUUAACAAUGUGUUUAUAACAUCGCAUAAGAUGAAUCCGCUAUAUAAGAUACGGUCCACCGAUCUGUGCGAAAUGGGAACGGGGAAGCUGAACCCACAUUUCGUUACAUCUAACAAUGAAACGAGUCAAAUUGACAACAAGAUUAGGGUGAAGCUGCAGGACGUUGCGAUGAAGACGAAGAAGGUCCUCUCGGCGAACAACGAAACGUCUAUACAUGUGGAGUGUCUCUAUGAGGAUUUGGACUGCCAAGGGUUCAUAAGCAGAGACAAUUUUGAAGAGUUGUGCGCUCCCUUCUUUCUCGCCAAAUUGAAAACGCUAUUAAAUAAAGCCAUGCAGGUGAGCAAACUCAACAUAGCGGAUGUGCAGUCGAUCGAAAUUUUAGGAGGUUCCACGAGAAUUCCAUUCAUACAGAAGUUUCUACAGCAAUAUUUCGAUAAACCACUAUCCAAAACGCUCAUUGCCGACGAGUCCGUCGCCAGGGGGUGCGUCCUCUCGGGAGCCAUGAUUAGCAAACACUACAAAGUGAAGGAAUACGAGUGCAUCGAGAGGGUCACCCACCCGAUCAGUGUCCAAUGGCACAACAUCAGCGAUCCAUCGAAAUUUAAAGUGGAAAGGCUAUAUGACACGGACUCUUUGAAGAAGAAGGUGAAGAAGGUAGUCAUCCCAGAGAAGGGGCACAUCAAAGUGACUGCCUACUAUGAAGACAGCCCAGACUUACCCCCACACUGCAUCAAAGAGUUAGGGUCUUGCCUCAUCAAGGUGAAUGACAAAAAUGAUAAGUUCGUGGAAUCCCAUGUGAUGACUACCUUCUCGGAGAGUGACACCUUCACCUUCUUAGGCGCCCAGACGGUGUCCAAGACGGUGAUAAAGCCCAAGGAGGAUAAGAAAAAAGGGGACGAGAAGAAGGACGCACAAAAGGGGGAUGCACACGCAGAUGCUACCAACGAGGGAGAAACAAAUGGGAAGGAAAAAAAAACGAAUGAGGAUGAAUCGAAUGAAGGGAAGGAAAACGCAGAGGGUGCAACUCCCAAUGGCACGGCAUCUCCGUCUCACCAGAGUGGCCACAAAGCUGAGCUGAAGAAGGGAGAGGAGGGCAAAGUGCAGACAUGCUAUACCACCCUCCCCAUCGAAGUGAUCGGAGCCCCCGGAUCGUACAGCACCAAAGACAUCUACACUUUUAGCGAAGCAGAAAUUAACAUGCAACACAGCGAUUUGCAAGAAGCGGAGAGGCUCAAAAAUAUAAACGAGCUGGAGACAAUCAUUUAUGAGACAAGAAACAGACUGAAUGGAAUGUACAAAGAUUUUGUGAUGGAGGAGGAGAGGGACGCCAUCCUGCUCUCCCUAGACGAUUGCGAAAAUUGGAUUUAUGAUAAUAUUGACGAGAAUAAAAACGCCUUUAUAAAGAAAAAGGAACAAAUUAGGGAGAGAGUAAAAGACAUCAUUUAUAGGUAUGACACCUACAGUGCGAAGGAGAAAAACUUGGGAAACAUUUUGAACCAUUUGAAUAACGUAAUCGCUCAGUGCGAAAAGAGACCAUCGGAGGAGAGUCAGAAGAUUAUCUCGAGGACGACGAAGCUGCUGGACAACCUUAACGCCAUGCAGGAGAAGGAGAUGAAGCAGCCCCUCUACGAGGCCCCCCUUUACACCCUCAAAGAUAUUGAAAACGAAUUCAACGACGUCACGCAGAUGGCGCAGAAGCAUUUCUCCAAACUGGAGGCAGAGGAAUUGGCCAAGCAGAAGGAGAAGGAGAAGCAGGAGAAACAGGAGAGGGAGAAAAUGGAAAAGGAAAAGAAGAAACACCAGCAUGCAGAUGGGAAAGAGGCCGACGAUCACGUCGAAAAGGAUACCAACAGUAAGGACGCCAAGGAGACCGACGAGACGGAUAACUCCACGAACAAGGACAACGCGGGCAGCGCGGAGGAGAAGGACAUCUAA
Molecule: messenger RNA, 2664 nt
Organism: Plasmodium vivax (malaria parasite P. vivax)
Lineage: Eukaryota; Apicomplexa; Aconoidasida; Haemosporida; Plasmodiidae
Product: cloroquine resistance associated protein Cg4, putative
Exons: 1
Coding region: 1-2664 (887 amino acids)
Biological process (GO): protein folding
Cellular component (GO): cytosol; nucleus
Molecular function (GO): ATP-dependent protein folding chaperone; ATP binding
Source: RefSeq, a predicted model, not a curated record